Messenger RNA from Oldenlandia corymbosa var. corymbosa, 342 nucleotides. The record is from the annotation of a GenBank genome assembly. Lineage: Eukaryota; Viridiplantae; Streptophyta; Magnoliopsida; Gentianales; Rubiaceae.
AUGUUAGUGACAGUAAUUCCUCCAGAUCAUACCGUCACGGAGAUAAUCGAAACGUCCACCGGAGCUCAAGACCUGGUGAGCGGCGGCCGCCGUCAGGGAGACGAUCAAGCUCACGUUCCGAAAGCACGAGUAGGAGAAGGAGGGCCAGUUUAUUUGACAUACCAUCACCACCACCGUUCAGUUUCCCCCUUGGCGGCGGCGUGCCGGGACCAGAUCUGUCUCGAAAAGUUUAUGUGGGCGGACUUCCUCCCACAGCCUACGAGGGGUCAGUAUCAUCGUUCUUCAGCCAUGCUAUGGCGGCGAUCGGCGGAAACACCGCCGGCCCAGGGGACGCCGUCGUGA